Molecule: messenger RNA, 915 nt
Organism: Olea europaea var. sylvestris
Lineage: Eukaryota; Viridiplantae; Streptophyta; Magnoliopsida; Lamiales; Oleaceae
Exons: 5
Coding region: 1-915 (304 amino acids)
Source: RefSeq, a predicted model, not a curated record
AUGACUACCAGGUCAUUAACAUCUGCUAAAGAACAGGCUAUAACUUGGGAGAGGUUUAAGGAACUCUUAGAAGAAGAAUUUUUCCCGACAGCUAUAAAAGAUCAAAAGGAGAUGGAGUUCCUCAGACUCCAACAGGGAACCAUGACCCUUGUGGAAUAUGAACGUAAAUUUGAGGAAUUAUCAAGGUUUGCUCCACAUCUAGUGGAUAUGGAAGAAAAGUGGGCUAGAAGGCUCGAGCAUGGGCUUCAACCUUAUAUUCAUGAUAUAGUGUUACAAGUUCAAAAUUUCUCCGGUAAGAGGAAGUUGAACUUUGAUAGGCAAAAUAACGGGAAUAAUGCACCAAAGAAAGGAAAGACAGAGAUAGUGGGAGCUGGUGGACAUUUUGCUAAAGAAUGCCCCCAAAAUCAGACACAGAAGGCUGGAGAUGACAAAAAAGGAAAAGCAAGAGUUUUCUCUUUAUCCAAGCAAGAAGCAGAGCGAGACCCUAAUGUCCUUGCAGAAAUCUCUCUUUCAUCUGGAAAGAUACUUGUGGCUGACCAAAUAGCUAGAAAUCUUAAGAUGAGAAUUGAUGGUAGAGGUAUAGCGAGAAUGGUGAUUUUUCGAAGAUCCGGCGAGAAAGAGUUUCACUUUGUGGGAACUGAGGCAAAUACCUUAUCUCCUAUAGUGUCAACAACUCAGGUUGAAAGGACGCCAAAAAAGGAAUUAGGUCAAAGAUUUCUAGUAUCGAUGACCAACAUUAAACGAAAUAAGUUGUCAACUGAGGAUGUUCGAAUAGUUCAGCAUUAUAAAAAUGUUUUUCUAAAAGAUUUUCUAGGUGUACCACCAGACAGGCAAGUAGAGUUUACCAUCGACUUAGUACCAGGAGCAGUACCUAUUUCAAAGGCUCCAUAUCAUAUGGUACCAUUGGAACUGUAA